AUGGAGCGAGAAAUAGAAAUGGUGCCUCUUGGGCCAACUGAAUCUCAGAAAAGUAGGCCGCCCGCGGAGCAAAAAGAUGGGACGCAACUGGGCAGGAACAUUUCAGUAGCGAGUGAUGGCAAGGCAAGAGGCAAGCUUCGCAUGGUUGCUAUUCUUACUGCUCUGUUCCUGUCCCUCUUCGUAGCAGCCCUAGACGCUACCAUCGUCGCAACAGCCGCACCGACAAUAUCCCGGGACCUCAACUCAGCAGCGGGCUAUACCUGGAUCGGCGGCGCCUUUCUCCUGGCCAACGCAGCUUCCGGUCCAAUAUGGGCUAAGCUCUCUGAUAUCUGGGGCCGGAAGCUCAUCGUACUAGCAGCUCUCGCCAUGUUCUUCGUUAGCUCUGCUGUAUGUGCUACUGCGAAGACGAUGGAGGCGUUGAUCAUCGGCCGCGCGUUUCAGGGCGCCGCGGGUGGAGGACUUAUUUUGUUGGUGCAUGUUUGCAUUAGUGAUUUGUUUAGCUUGAGGCAGAGGAGCUUGCUCAUGGGCUUCACUGAAGGUAUCUGGGCUCUGGCUGGAGGGGUUGGGCCAGUACUUGGUGGCGUGUUUGCGAGUUUGGUGUCGUGGCGAUGGUGUUUCUACAUCAACCUCCCAAUCAGUGGCUUCGCCGCCGUUCUUAUCAUUCUCUUUCUAGACAUCCAGCAUGAGCACACGUCUUUCAAGGAUGGCAUGAAGGCUAUCGACUGGUUUGGCAUGUUUACCUUCCUGGGCUGCACGCUCAUGAUACUUCUCGGGCUCGAUUUCGGUGGCGUGCUCUUUCCCUGGGGCUCAGCGAAGGUCAUAGCACUGCUUGUUGUUGGCGGCAUUAUGAUCUUUGCUUUUGUGUACAGCGAAGCUCGUGUGGCCAAGUACCCGCUCAUUCCUAUGACGCUGUUCCAGCGCAGAUCGAAUGUUGCGGCAUUUGCAGUGGCCUUCUUCCAUGGAUUCGUUUUCAUUGCAGGGGAGUACUACAUGCCGCUUUACUUCCAGGCCGUCUUAGAAGCAUCGCCUCUUCGCUCCGGUCUUCUGCUCCUCCCGUUCAUCGUUACAGGCGCCGUUGCUGGCGUGAUUGCCGGCGUAGUAAUCCACCGCACCGGACACUUUCACGAGAUUAUGUGGAUCGGUACCUUCUUCCUGACCGUCGGAUUUGGCCUCUUCAUCUCAUUCGACGCAUUCACGACCACAGCAAAAGCAGUCGGCUUCGUCAUGAUUGCCGGUCUCGGAUCGGGUAUCCUCUUUGAAGCACCGAUGCUAGCAGUCCAGAGUCAAGUCGAGCAGCGGGAUGUGGCGAGCGCGACCGCAACGAUAUCUUUUGUUCGAAACAUCGCACUCUCCAUAUCCACGAUCAUUGGCGGUACGAUAUUCCAAAACUCAAUGACGAACCGUGCGCCAUUCUUGCGAGCAGCAGGCCUCCCAGCGGAGCUGCUAGAUCAACUCGAUGGUGCCAGCGCCAUGGCCAACGUCAUGCUUCCCGGCAAGCUCGAAAAUCCGAUAUGGGAACGCGCUGCUAAGCAGGCGUUUGCGUAUGCAACGCGCAACAUGUGGAUUACAUAUACGGUUUUCGCAUUUCUCAGCUUUGUGGCGAGUUUGUUUGUUGAGGCAGCGCAUCUUGGGACUGAGCAUAUUGAGACUGUCACCGGGUUGAGGAAAGAGAAGGCACUGCCGGAGACCAACGAUUCAUGA
Molecule: messenger RNA, 1701 nt
Organism: Cucurbitaria berberidis CBS 394.84
Lineage: Eukaryota; Fungi; Ascomycota; Dothideomycetes; Pleosporales; Cucurbitariaceae
Product: MFS transporter-like protein
Exons: 5
Coding region: 1-1701 (566 amino acids)
Biological process (GO): transmembrane transport
Molecular function (GO): transmembrane transporter activity
Source: RefSeq, a predicted model, not a curated record